This is a messenger RNA of Chironomus riparius, 621 nucleotides long. NCBI's taxonomy places the organism in Eukaryota, Metazoa, Arthropoda, Insecta, Diptera, Chironomidae. The record is from the annotation of a GenBank genome assembly.
AUGAUAAAACAUUUUCACCACCAAUCGGAUGAUAAGUGCAAAUAUCUAGCUUUAAAAUAUAUUUUUAAAGAUAAAUUAUACGGAGAAUUUGUAGAUAUUUUACAAAAUAUUCCUGGUUUAGCAGAAUGGAAAAAAAUUAUAGAUUCAAUGACCAUUGAUGAAGUUCAAUGUAAUAAUUUAGUAUUUAAAGAUUUUUAUAGAAAUUCAUUUAGUUCUAUUGAGAAAAUUCUUGCCGAUUAUUUUGUUGCUAAAUAUUUAAUUUCGUACUUAUUUAAAGAUUCAAUCAUGCAAGAAGAUGAUCAAAAUCGAUUUUUUAAAAUUUUAAGAUUUAUUGCUAUCUUAGCUGAUGAAUUUAAAAUGAUUCAUAAAUUUAUAUUUGAUUAUACAACAUAUCGAUUACAGAUUGAAAGAACUAAUUCCGAUUUGAUGGUACUUGAUAAUUUGCCACAAAUAUGUAAUGACAUCUUUAAUUCCGAAAAUUGUAUUAAGAUUUUUAAGUUUUGGUCGACAGUUUCGCCAAGUAUUUUUAAAGAUAUUUUUAAAAUCGAUGAUAAUGUUGAAUUGACAGUUGAGUUAAUAAAUGAAAAAGUACUGCUAGUCCAAAAUUCAUAUGAAGAUUAA